CGAAUCAGGGCUGAGUCUCGGAACUUGCCUUGCAAACUUUGCCAACACUUUGGCGCUGGUCUGUCAUUAGUUAUUGACCAGACUAUUGACCAAACGUUUUGCCACAGCUAUUAUACGAUACCCUUUUAAAGUCCUGUGAUCAACUUUUGGUUUAUGGAGGACACCUAGGAUGCAGGAAACAUAACCAGACUUUUUGGCCUGAGUGAUUCUUCGUUGCUUUUUUUUUGUGUGUUGUAUUUUCUAAUAGACUCCAUCUUUACUGGUGUUCAGUAGUAUUCUGGCGUUCUAACGCUCCAGGUUUCAGUAUAUAUAAAGUGUAACUACGCUUGCAAUGUUUUUUUAAAGCCAGCAGUUAUAUGAUUAGUUAUGGACAAUAGUUAACAAAUAAAGAAGCCUUUCAUGUGGCCCGUUAUUUAUAUUUAUUUAUCUAUUAUUAUUAUUUUUUAAUUAUUUGUACUUUAGUAGGUCCACAUCAGUCUCUGGCUGCCCCUUCUAACAUACUCAAAUAAAGUAUGUAUGUAUGUUCUGUUGUAAAGCAAAUAAAACAGAAAGGGGCUAGAGUACGAACGAAGUCGAGUGCUUCUCUCUUUUUCUUAAGACUAAUCGUUAUGAAAGUUGAUUCGUUUGCAAUUAAAAACGACGCUUGUAAUAAAAAUUGCUGGUCAGACGCAAAAGGACCCUGACAGCUAAACUAUAUAUUAAAAAUAAACUAUACAAAUGAAUGAUACAAAUUUAAGAGAUAACUGCUUACAGAAGGCUCCUAUAAGUAAUGAACUGUCAAAAUGAAAAACUGAAAUCUUGAACUAUGAUCUAUUCAUUUCGUAUUGAACAAUAUCAACAUUAUGUAAUAAGGAGGUUAACAACAGUAAUAGCCUAUGGUAAAAACAAUCAAUAUCAACUUUUUUUAUUGUUUUUUUUUUUUUUACUAAAAAAGGUAUUUGUGAUGUAAGGCUGACGGCUUUGUCGGGAACCAUUAUGUCUCCAAACCAUCCCGAUAACUACCCAACAAGACUAGCGUGCGUAUGGCUCAUUGAUGUUGGCUACGGCUAUCACACUACCCUGACUUUCCACAAAUUUAUGUUAGAAAAGAACGAAGGAUGUUCAUUCGACUGGCUAUCAGUGAAAGAAGGAAAUUCCACAAGUUCUCCGGAAAAAACCAGGGUUUGUGGCGACGUACUGCCCCCUAUCAUAGAGGCUACCGGGCCAGUGACGAUUACCUUUAAUACAGACGGUGAUAAAGAGUUUGAAGGGUUUGAUAUCACAUAUCAGGCAAAAGGUAAAACCAAAAUCAAACUAAAUGUAGAAAAAUUACAAUCUAGCGACAGAUAUCUGAUAUGGUGCAGCAGA
Messenger RNA from Porites evermanni, 1347 nucleotides. The record is from the annotation of a GenBank genome assembly. Lineage: Eukaryota; Metazoa; Cnidaria; Anthozoa; Scleractinia; Poritidae.